GGACUGGCGGGCGAGCUCGCGGGCGGCAGUGGAGUUUUUCCGACGCUGCGGCCUGUGCAGCUGAGUCCGGAACGACGUGCGACGCGCGGGUCUCCUCAGAGCCAUGUCUAGGCGGGAACCCGCAGCCAACGCUUCCUCCUCGGGCGUUGCUCCCCAGCGAAGCUCGACCGGGUCCCGGGGCGCCGAACGGACGGCGACGGAGGAGGCGAACCGGAGAGGCCGGGUCGGUAGCAGGGGUACGGGCGGCGGCUGGAGAGAGCCCGCGGGUGCCGCCGAGGCUACGGCCGCCGGCCGCCGCGAACCGCCGCUCUGCUUCGGGGUGAAGAACGACGUGGUGGGCGCGGUGAUAGGUCGUGGUGGGUCAAAAAUUAGAGAAAUCCAAAAUACAACAAACACUAGAAUACAGGUAAUCAAAGGAAAUCCUGAGGCAGAAAUCAAAAUUUUUGGUAAUAAAGCUAUGCAAACAAAAGCAAAAACAGUGAUAGAUAAUGUUGUUAAAAAACAACAAAAUUACAUUCCAGGACACAGAGUUGAUAUUAUUGCAUUCCAACCUACUGUUGGAGCAGAUACCAGUACAAGUGAGAGUGUAACAGACGAUCAGCCAUUGAUAGAUUGGGAUCAAAUUCGAGAAGAUGCUUUGAAAUGGGAAAAGAAAAAGUGGGCAGAUUUACCUCCAAUUAAGAAAAACUUUUACACAGAGUCAGCAACGACAAGCUCAAUGUCACAAGUGCAGAUAGACAACUGGAGGAAAGAAAAUUUUAAUAUAACAUGUGAUGACUUGAAAGAUGGUGAGAAACGUCCUAUCCCCAACCCUAUAUGUAAAUUUGAAGAUGCCUUUCAAGGUUACCCUCAAGUUAUGGAAAAUAUUAAAAGAGCAGGCUUUCAAAAACCUACACCAAUUCAGUCACAGGCGUGGCCAAUAGUUCUGCAAGGAAUAGAUCUAAUUGGAGUAGCACAAACUGGAACAGGGAAGACACUGUCCUACUUAAUGCCUGGAUUUAUUCAUCUAGACUCUCAACCACUAGCUAGAGAACAAAGAAAUGGACCGGGCAUGUUAGUCCUUACGCCCACCCGGGAAUUAGCUCUUCAAGUAGAAGCUGAAUGUUCUAAAUAUUCAUAUGGUGAUCUUAAAAGUGUUUGUGUAUAUGGUGGUGGUGAUAGAGAUGGACAAAUACAAGAUGUUUCCAAAGGUGUAGACAUCAUCAUUGCAACUCCUGGAAGAUUGAAUGACCUGCAAAUGAAUAACUUUAUCAACCUGAAAAGUGUAACCUAUUUGGUUCUAGAUGAAGCAGACAAGAUGCUGGACAUGGGAUUUGAACCCCAGAUAAUGAAGAUUUUGUUAGAUGUACGUCCAGACCGGCAGACUAUUAUGACAAGUGCUACUUGGCCAUAUGCUGUCCGCCGUCUUGCACAAUCUUACUUGAAAGAACCAAUGAUUGUCUAUGUUGGUACUUUGGAUCUAGUUGCUGUGAGUACAGUGAAACAAAAUAUAAUCAUUACCACAGAAGAAGAGAAACGAACUCAUAUCCAGACCUUCCUUGAGAAUAUGUCACCUAAAGACAAAGUCAUUGUCUUUGUCAGCAGAAAAGCUGUUGCCGAUCACUUAUCAAGUGAUCUGAUUCUCCGACACAUAUCAGUGGAGUCUCUGCAUGGCAACAGAGAACAGAGUGACCGAGAGAAAGCAUUAGAGAACUUUAAGACAGGUAAAGUGAGAAUACUUAUUGCUACUGACUUGGCAUCUCGAGGUCUUGAUGUCCAUGAUAUCACUCAUGUCUACAAUUAUGAUUUUCCACGGAACAUUGAAGAAUAUGUACACAGAGUAGGGCGCACUGGGAGAGCAGGGCGAACUGGAAUGUCAAUUACCCUUAUCACAAGAAAUGAUUGGAGGGUUGCCACCGAACUGAUUAAUAUUUUGGAAAGAGCAAAUCAGAAUAUCCCAGAGGAACUUGUUUUAAUGGCUGAGAGAUACAAAGCAAAUAAACUAAAGAGAGAGAUGGAAAAAAAAAUGGGAAGACCUCAAGGAAAGCCCCAGAAGUUUUACUAAUGUCGUGUGUAGCACAGGUGCCACAGGAUUCAGGAUUUUAUUCAAAGUGGAAUUGUUGAAACAUACAUCAAUAUGAAGAGAUUUGGCUGAUUCUUAAAAUAAUAGUGUGUUAAAAUGUAGAAUUCAAUGUUUUAUACUUUCUUUAAUAAAACAAUAGUUUUUAA
This is a messenger RNA of Grammomys surdaster, 2208 nucleotides long. It is a transcript of the gene Ddx43, whose product is annotated as DEAD-box helicase 43. NCBI's taxonomy places the organism in Eukaryota, Metazoa, Chordata, Mammalia, Rodentia, Muridae. The transcript is spliced from 17 exons. Gene Ontology annotation, molecular function: RNA binding; ATP binding; RNA helicase activity. The record is from RefSeq and is a predicted model, not a curated record. The coding region runs from base 104 to 2044 and encodes 646 amino acids.